GGGAAAAUAUCAAUAAUGCUUUACGUAUUCGUAACAUAAAUCCAUUACACGGUUUUUAUCUGAAUGACAAUUCAAAAUUCCAACGUAUCACAACUAAUCAAUUUUAUGUUGAAGAUGAUGAAUGGGAAUUUGAAAAUAUUAUUAGUUCAGCAAUACCCAGUGUUCCUACCGAUGCGAAAAACCUUAUCAAUUAG
Messenger RNA from Funneliformis geosporum, 194 nucleotides. NCBI's taxonomy places the organism in Eukaryota, Fungi, Glomeromycota, Glomeromycetes, Glomerales, Glomeraceae. The record is from the annotation of a GenBank genome assembly.